Messenger RNA from Paramecium sonneborni, 822 nucleotides. Lineage: Eukaryota; Ciliophora; Oligohymenophorea; Peniculida; Parameciidae. The record is from the annotation of a GenBank genome assembly.
AUGAAUUUAUAGUUAAAUAUAUAGCAAGAUGUUAUUAGAUUUGCGGAUAUCAAUCAUGUAUAUGAAACAGUAUAAAAGAAAGGAUACUUAGCACAAAUUUCAAAAGAAUUUGAAGACAUUUUUAUGAAUGAAAUCAAUUUUGCACAACAAAGUAAACUUAAUUUCAAUUCAAAGGACUGAAAGAAGUGAUUAGUGUAAUGGAAAAAUAAGGAUAAAAGAUUGAAUAUAAUUAGUAAUUAUAAAGAAAUCUACAAAUUUUCAAAUCAAACUUUGAUGUAAUAGUAACAGCAACAAUGAAUUAAAUUUGGCAUAGACUCUUAAUUGAAUUAAAUGUUUAAAGUUAAGAUUAACAGUCGUAGAUAUUUAAUAUAGAUACAUCUUAAACUGUUAAAAGAGUAAAUGAUUUAACAAAAUAAUCUGUUUCUGAUUUUAAAAAAUUUGCAUCAAAUCAAUCAAUUUGUAGCAGAUCACCUAGCAAAAUGUCGUCUAAAGUUAUUCCUUUAAGUGAAAUGUCAUAUUAAUCAAAUGGAUCACCUACAACAUUUCCUAAGGCUAGAAGAUAAUUAGAUAAUAGUCUAACUACAAGUUCUCCAGGAGUUGGAAAAUAUAAACUAGAUUAGAGUUUGAAAUGUAAUAAACAAAAAAUAUUAUUUAUACAUAGUAAUAAGAGAAACCUCUCCAAAUGCAACAAUUGGUCAAGCUCCAAAGAUAAGUUGGAUAGAUGAAAAAAUCAAAAAUGAAGAUUCUUAAUCACCUGGACCUAUUUAUAAUCCUGUAAAGACCUUUUGUUCUAAAAAAAUAAAAUGAUAAUAUAGAUUAUCC